Hordeum vulgare subsp. vulgare (domesticated barley) is the source of this 1102-nucleotide messenger RNA. RefSeq lists its product as uncharacterized. NCBI's taxonomy places the organism in Eukaryota, Viridiplantae, Streptophyta, Magnoliopsida, Poales, Poaceae. The record is from RefSeq and is a predicted model, not a curated record. The coding region runs from base 155 to 904 and encodes 249 amino acids. The transcript has a single exon.
AAUCUGGCAUUCGGCAGUCCUUCCCCCACACACCUUUAAAUAACCAGUUGCCACACUCCCUUUCCUUCCCCGACCCUGCUUUCAACUUCCAACUCCUCCCCCAAAACGCCAAAACCCAAACCCCACUCGGCGAAGAAGGAGAAGAAGCGGCGCAAUGCUGGAGGCGCCGGCGAUCCCUGAGUUGUGGAACACCGUGCACGGGUGGUUCACCCCAUGGGUGUUGUUCGUCGUGCUCAAUCUGGUCGUCGUCACCAUCGUCAUCACCUCCGUGGUCACGGCCCCGACGGAGAGCGGAGAAGGGGCUGCUGCCGGGGCUAACGUCGAGAAGAGCAGCCUGUCCGGCGGGCCGUCAACGGCGCUCGACUGGAACCGUUCGCCCGACCUGCCCCGCUUCACCGCCCCCGCCCAUGGGGCCCCGGCGACCGGAGUGCUGGAUCUGGGACAGCCCGACGAGCAACCGCCGCCGCCCGAGAUGGAGCCGGAGAAUCCGGAUGAGCACGAGCACGAGCACACGCACAUGGAGAGGAGCAUGUCCGAGGCGGCCGUCGAGGCAGAGCUGCCGCGGCUGCCGGCGCGGCAGCGGAAGUCGGCUCGCGACAAAUCGGCGUUCGCGUACAUCGUGGCCGAGAAGGACAACGAGGUGGUGGAGGCGCGCAGGCCGGCGACGACGAGGGACGCGCAUCGCCGCCACCACCUGGCGACGAAGCUAGAGGAGCCGGCCCCGGAGGAGGAGACUGAGGAAGCCGUCGGCGAGGUGGACGCGCGCGCGGACGAGUUCAUCAACAAGUUCCACCACCAGCUGAAGCUGCAGCGCGCCGACUCCUUCAUGCGCUCCCGGGGUACGCUCCACCGCCGCCAGAGGCGCGCUAGGUUGUCGUCUCCCGCAGCCGCGGGUGCUCCGUGAUGCUCCACGGAGCUUCCCGCGCUAGCCUAGUGGAUGAAUGAAUAAUAAGGAAACAAAACCUGGCGUUCGAAUCUUUGCCAAGAAAUGACAUUGCGGCGAGCCAGCUCUCAAGCGUUAAAUCAACCAAUGUUGUGUCGUUCGGCCCAUGCUAUGCGCCGCGGAAUCUGAAUAUGUUUAAUGCUGAUGAGGGUUCUUCUG